UGUGCUUUAGCUCGAACAAACAUAACCAAAUAGAAUAAAAAAGAUAAAUAAAAUAGAUAAAAUGGAAAAGAGAAUAAAAAAAUAUUCAGUUUAUUAUUAAUAAUUAAUUGUUGAAGGAUCAUAUGUUAUUCGAAAGUGUUCAAUUGGAAACAUGGAUAACACUGAAUUAUUAUUCUUCGAUACAUUUUCCCACGACAUUUCAGAGGAAUUAAAUUUGGAUUUGGUACAAUUUCCCAAACCUGUUUAUAUCAGCGAAGUGAGAAUAAUUCCAUUGGGUGCACGAGUGCAAGCGGACUUCCCAGGAGGUGUGCGACUUGGAGCAACCAAUCCCUCUCAAUUUGAAAUUGAGUUCUUUGUGAACGAUCUCAGUAAACCUGGAGCUUCCACGUUUGAGUUUUUGGGAAAUUUAGAAUACAAACAAAAUAUCCAUAUUCAAUUGGAAUGUGAACGGAAACAGAUACCAACCGAUGGUUUGGUAUUAAGAGGAUGGUAUACCACUAUAACACUAGCAGUGUAUGGUACAUUGACUAAAUCACUGAACAAUCCUCAGGAAAUCAUAAGUUCAGCAGCUGGAUCCACUGCUUGUGUUAGUGCACACGAAGAAAAUACUGAGAACACAGCGCAGGUUUCCUCUGAACAACAAUCUGAAUGGUACUAUGAGAAUCAGCAUCAAACAAAUUCAUUGGAAACAUGCAUAACCGCGACUCCACCGCCUCCGGUUCAACCAAUACAAGUAGUAGAACCAUCCAGAACAUCCACAUCAGAUACUGGAAAGACAGAAUCGGUACAAUGGGAAGAAGAGACGUCUAACGCGGGCGAAAAGACCUCAAAACGACCUUCGUCUCCUCCUACCGAAUCUCUAAUCUCCCUCAGCCCCGAAUCUAUUUCCGCUGAGGAAGAGGAGGCAGAGCAACAGGAAGCUGGCGAACAGGAAACUGGCGAGCCCUUUGAGCCUAUAUUAUCGGACGAAGAUAUAAUGACUGAUGAUGUUCCGCCUGCAGUCGAAUUCGAAUGCGAAACCUCGCAGAUCGACGAGAUUUAUACGCUGAUACCACCAGAUUUGUUGAAUUUGGAAAAAUUAAGCAAUUUGGAGGACAUCUGCAUGAACCGCGAAACCAUGUCGAAGAUCAAAGAGAUUCUCCAACCCUUGUCAAAGUCGGUUUUGCAUUUCCACAACGUAUCGGGUCAAGAGAAGGAAACGUUUGUUCACAACUGCGAAACUUUGUGCGCCAUAUUAAGUCCAUUUGACUUCAACGCAGACGAUAUCGAUAACUUAACUAGUAUCGUCAAUGCCGGCCUGGAUAUGGAGCUCGCUAGAGCUCAACCGCAACCGGCAUAUAAAGUACGUCAUGUGAAAGUAGGAGUUCGUUUGGCGGAAGCACUCUGUCGAUUAUCGAAGGGUCCGGAGAUCCUACUAAAGGUCGAAGCUCCGUCCAAAUUAUUGUCUCUUUGUAUGCGCGAAAAUGUGGCUUUGCCGGUGAAACUUUCUGCUCUGCGAGCUCUCGAUGCCGCGCUGAUCAGUCCGGUAAUCGUACAAGAGUUUCUAAACUCGAGGAACAAUCUGUACAGCGAGGCGUUGACGAUGUUGGACACGGCGAAGCUAGCCCGGCUCAAGUACGCCCUCAGCUCGCUUCUUCGCAAGGUCCACGUGUACGAAUAUCUGGAGGAAAUCAGAGAAUUCGACGAAUUCGGUCUAACGGAAUUGAUGAACACUUACGUGUGCGCCCCGACGUUAAUGGCGCAGCCUAAACGUCAGUUACCGGCUGGCGCGCAGAUGGAAUUUGAACGAGAACACGCUCGCAAUCCUCGCGCGCAUCUAAUAGCUUAUUUCGAGCACCAUAAGCUAAUCUAUCGUCUUUUGCUGGCAUUAUCCUCUCCCAAUUGCGACUUGAAAACAAUCAAGUUAAUUCGUCGUUUUUUCCUACAUCUCUCCGAUACGAAAGACGGCCUGUUCUAUCUACUGAAGGAGACCGAAGUGAUUCGAUUGAUGUUGAAAGCCUUAAAAUACGAAUUACCCGGAAUUGGCUGCAUUCUAGCGUGGCGUCUUCAGGUUGCACAGUGUCUGAUUCGCCUGAAACAGACCUCCGAUUGGACGAUCCUGAAAAGAUUGCAUUCUUUUCUUGCCUUUCCUGAUGGUUUGCGCGCUAUUAUCACAGUUCUACCUUUAGGCGAUUUCAUAGACAUCCUUAUCCCCUUUCUAUCGGAUUCUAAUCUUUGCGAGUUUGCCGCCGAGAUUAUCUCCGCCGUUGUCCGUUAUUCCGAUAGAGUAGGAAUCUUCCAGAAUCGAGCGGAACUGAUACUCGAUAAAGCUCGCGAGCAUGCAGUUCUUAGAGACGUGACAUCAUACUUGACAACUGCCGCCCAAACUUCUCACUGGGAUUACAACGAUGUUUCCUUGUUGGUGACAACUAUCAGGAAAAGCGCGGAGAAGGCUGCAUCACUUCCUGGCCAACUAAUCACUGCUUGCAGGAUUUUAUAUUAUCUUAUUUUUCCAUUUAACAACGACAUCGAUCCUAUGGAACCGUAUAUCGAGCUCAAGUACAGGAAUGCUUUGACCCAGCUCUUCGCCGCCGAUGGCCUUACCGCUCUGGUCGCCGUAAUGACGAACGUGUCCGAUUUCUACGAGCAACCAUUCCUUCAUCGCGCCGCCCUGACAGGUCGCAGAGGUAUGGCCUUGAUCGCCUUGUUGCUACCCUGUGUGAAACUGACCAGAGCGCUGCUCGAGAGACUUGUCAAAUGCAUGGCGACAGACUUCAAAGAUCUCACGGCUGUUGUUCCGCUGCUCGGAGUUUAUUGUUUAAUCGAAGCCAUUCCGUCUAACCCGAUGAUGCAGACUCUGUCCGAAGAGAUAGUGGAAACUCUGCUAGUGUUCACCCAAGCCGUCGAUUCCGACGGUUCCGGCAAUGUGGCUAAAUCACUGUGGACUCAGAUGCUUGGUGAGGUCCUGAAAAUGGUUUCCCUCCGCUCAUGCAACUUUGUACCAGGUUUGAAGCUUUUGACUCGUCUGCUACCGCCUGUUUUAACGCCGAAGGAAACUGCUACUGAAGAUGCGACGAGAAUCUUAGGCUUGCGGAAACUCUGGUCGGCGCAUCUUCAAGCUCAGGCCGCAAACCUCACCGAAACUCUACGAUUACUAUGCGCCAGUUGGAACAGAGAUGUUUUGCUACUUUUGUCGACGGUUUGUAAGCAAUUGAGCGAUUUAGCAGCACCGACGGCUCUUCUAGUUGGAAGAUGUCUGUUAGACGGUAUUCUAGCAGCCACUCCCCUAGAGAACAAUGUUCCUAUCCUCGCUCUAAUCAGCGACCUGGCCAGGCAUGCGCCUAUGAAGGCAACUCUACUGACUUUGACUAACCCCGCAUCCAGGGCGCAAGUAAAAUCUGACCAAAAGUAUCCGCCGGUUAUCGAGAUGAUGUGUACCAUUCUGAAAAAUAGCAGCGACGUGCACGUGCAAUACGAGAUUCUCGGCAUCUUUGAAACUCUAUGCGAUUGCAGCCUCAGCCUGGUACAGGAAGACAGCGAGCCCUUCGAGAAGAAACUAAGGCAUUCAGUACCCAGCAAGGAACCUCUCUUGUCUAUCCUCGCGGCACUGAUCGAAAUCCUGGCGACCAGCACAAAGUUCCAACUGGAUGUAAUAGAAAAUACAUUGCACAUUCUCUUAUCUCUUAGCAGCCACAACUAUGGCUUAUAUCAUGUGAAGAGCUGCCUGGAAAAUAAUCCCGGCGCCUUGCGCGCGCUACUAGACCACGUGUCCACUUUGGAAAAGCCCGAAACGAAUUCCGUUACGGACUUAACUGUGACUUUUCUGGAAAAUUUGAUUGCCUCCGACUCUGAACGGAGAUCCUUGCAUCUGCGUACGCAGCAACUGGUGUUAUUGAUUUCUUGGGAAAAGAACGACCAUCCCUUGGAGAAGCUGAAGCGAGCGGAAGAGUUAGUAGAAACUUUGAAAGCUGCUGAAGAGAAAGAAGAGAAGGAACCUAUCCCGGAGAUGUUGGAGCCUUUAUUGCCCACUCCGGAAGCUCUCUUAAACCAGUUCUCGCAAAGAUAUCUUGGUGCGAUUAGUAAUAGUCCAUUUCGAUCCAAGAAGUUCUUAUUUGCGGUGGCUAAUCACAUACAAGCCGAGAAUACGGUAGAUCUAUUAGCACUUGCUGCUGAAUUACUACCUGCCGAUUUUAAUUUAUUAGCAGAAGCACAAAAUUUAUGCUCCAAGACGCCUCCCGACGAUGCCACUCAACCUCUACAGUCGAAACCGCAGGACGAAAAUCAAGAAAAUAGAACGGAAAAACAAGCUUCUCCAAUGGUUAAAUCGAAACAGCCGUUUGUGGCUCCAAUACGAGGUCGAACACAAUUUACCAAUUCACUACGGGGUGGCGGAGUGAGUGGAGGAGUAGGUAGAGGAGCUGAUCCUUUCCGAUCGAGGCCCCCCAACACUUCUAGACCACCGUCUCUUCAUGUAGAUGAGUUUGUAGCGUUAGAAACUUGUGGAGCUCAGCCGACGGGCCCUACCGGAUAUAAUAAGCUCAGCAUUCGCGGAACGUGCCCAUCGCGUGCCAUUAGUGGCGGUGGCAGAAGUCGACCUUGGACGCAAGAAACUCGUCCUCCUUACCUUCGCUGACUCAUCAAUUCUUUUCGUUUCACAUAUGUAUAUAUUUACGAACAUAUCAAUAACGAUAUAAAUUUUUCCAACAAAUUUGCGCGUUUUGCUGAAAUAAUACAUUUAAUUUCGCGACGAAUUAUUCUUGUCUUCUAUCAUCUUUUGCCAUUUCAGAUACUGCUGUUCAAAUUUCUCAAUGUUCUUCUCUAAACGUUUCAAUUUUCGUAAUCUAUAUUUUCCCUGCAAAAAAUAUUCUAUGUAUAUAUGUGUGUAUAAAAAAUUUUAAAUAUUAUUUUUAACUUAUUAA
Messenger RNA from Formica exsecta, 4898 nucleotides. RefSeq names its product protein virilizer (gene vir). Lineage: Eukaryota; Metazoa; Arthropoda; Insecta; Hymenoptera; Formicidae. The record is from RefSeq and is a predicted model, not a curated record. Gene Ontology annotation, molecular function: RNA binding. Gene Ontology annotation, cellular component: RNA N6-methyladenosine methyltransferase complex. The transcript has 5 exons. Bases 152 to 4612 code for a protein of 1486 amino acids.